CAACACAUACUUUAUCUAUCAUUUGAGAAUGGAAUUGUAACUGUUUUUUUCUCCACCUCUCCCCAUCUUUCGCCUCUCUAUUCGCUGUCUGUUUAUUAACUAAUCCACCCCCAAUGAUUUUGUAUUUUUCGUAGGAACAUCAGUGUAAAAAUACAUCUUUAUUGUUGGAGUAUGGCGUUGUGCACGCGUCAUCGCUUGCAUCAUGUGCGCCUUAGAGACGUAUGCAGCCCAGUCAACCCGCUGAGUCAGCACUUUAUGCAGAACGGCACACUGGCGUUUGCAAGGCUACGAGUGUUCUCCGUGGUACACACUUGGACAUAUAAACAAUCGAGAGAUAGCAAGGUUUUGGCCCACCUGAACACCAGCCAGAGCCACUUCCUUUCGCAGCUACGAUACUUGAUUACAUUAUAACCGCAUGCGCGGACAGCUUAGGAAUGUUGAUUGUGCG
Geodia barretti is the source of this 448-nucleotide messenger RNA. The record is from the annotation of a GenBank genome assembly. Lineage: Eukaryota; Metazoa; Porifera; Demospongiae; Tetractinellida; Geodiidae.